Messenger RNA from Hyaloscypha bicolor E, 471 nucleotides. RefSeq lists its product as uncharacterized. Lineage: Eukaryota; Fungi; Ascomycota; Leotiomycetes; Helotiales; Hyaloscyphaceae. The record is from RefSeq and is a predicted model, not a curated record. The annotation marks the transcript as partial. The transcript has 2 exons.
CUACAAUCUGGUGCUUCCAUUUUGGUGCUAGAGUUCACAAAAUCCUGGAAGAGUCACUGCCGAGCUCGGUUUUGUAUCCCUCGAGAGCGGUGGGAGAAGCCAAACAUCGAGUCAGAGUACCGACUUAAUCUCAAGGACCUCAUCGAGCCUGAUCGCUUCUACCACGUCUCUUGUGUUGAACAGAUCCUGGAUCUCAGCACCCUUCUAGAAUCAAAGCAGCUCCUGCACGAUUGGGGGUUGGCACUCCAAGGUAGUUUAUUCGGAGUCAGCACUUGCUGUUAUCCCAUCCAUAUUGCAAUUGACGACUGGUUGGAGAACGCUGGCUCUUCAUUCGACCUUGGUGAAUAUAAAGAUCACAAGGAAGCACACAAGAACUGGGAAACACUCACGCUAUUUCGAUUUACGGGUCACUUUAAACACACACAGGAUGGAGACACUGAGUGUUCAUGUUGCCCAGAACCUGAGAGACCA